AUGUCGAAUGCUCGCCUCCCUAUUGCCUUCAGAGAUAGCUGUGCACAUCUACUGAUACCGCUCAACCGAUGCCGAGUUCAGGAAUAUUAUUUGCCAUGGAAAUGCGAGAAUGAGAGACAUUCCUACGAGAAAUGCCAAUACGAGGAAUUCAAGAAGCGGGUCGCCAAGAUGGAUGAGUUACGGGCGGCCAAGGGGGGAGCGAGAAGCAAUUGAUCGGAUACUCUCACGGGUUAUACAUACAACGUCGCAUGGGAAAGCCUGCAGACUAGGCUAAAUGUAUUUAUCUCUGGGGAUUUUCAAGGAAACGACAAAAACAAAAACAUUGUACCGGCUAUGUGGAUCAAUUGAAUGUAUAGACAGUCCAGACCAUCCAUUGUUUCCAGUUCGC
This is a messenger RNA of Coccidioides posadasii C735 delta SOWgp, 388 nucleotides long. RefSeq lists its product as uncharacterized. Lineage: Eukaryota; Fungi; Ascomycota; Eurotiomycetes; Onygenales; Onygenaceae. The record is from RefSeq and is a predicted model, not a curated record. Gene Ontology annotation, cellular component: mitochondrion.